This is a messenger RNA of Ceraceosorus guamensis, 930 nucleotides long. RefSeq lists its product as hypothetical. The transcript has 2 exons. The record is from RefSeq and is a predicted model, not a curated record. Gene Ontology annotation, cellular component: DASH complex; mitotic spindle. Gene Ontology annotation, biological process: attachment of spindle microtubules to kinetochore. Bases 235 to 702 code for a protein of 155 amino acids. Lineage: Eukaryota; Fungi; Basidiomycota; Exobasidiomycetes; Ceraceosorales; Ceraceosoraceae.
CAACAGUCGUGAGUCUCGAGUAUAGUGCAUGGUGAAGCUGGGCAGAUGAUGGCCAAGCUUCUGAUGAGCGUUGCCUAGGACACGCUCAAACUUCCCUGCCAACACCAUCCAUUUAUCUCAUUAGAAGCCAUCUUGUCAUCCAAAUCAUACACAAUCAAGAUUGAAUCCUCAGCCUUUCUUCGAACACGUUUUUUUGAUGAUCAGUGCACAGCUGGACCACAAGCCUAGGACGGGAUGACCUCCGCACUUUCUCGCAGCACAGGCUCAGGCUCAGGCGCAGGAGCAGGAGCAGGACAGAGUGCGCUCGGAGGAGGUGGAGGAUCAGGAACAAACGAAAGAGCUUGGGUGAAUCCCUAUCAUGGCCAUAGAGCCUUAUCAGAGCAAGAGGCAGAGGUGCUGGGCGAGUACGCUAGGCUUGCAGAGACCAUCAAGAGGAUCACAGCUCUCUCCUAUCCACUCUCUUCAAACGCAAAACACGCAGAUCUGCUGAUGCAACUGCGAGUCUUGGAACGCAAAAUGGGACUCGUCCUCACGCUCUUCAAAGCUAGCGUGUGGGCCUUGGUGGUGGAACAGCAAGACAGGGCAGAGGAGGAGGAAAGAAGAGCUGCGUACGAGGAGCAAGAAAGAGCAACUGGCCGUACCGAUGGCCAUUAUGGCUCUGGUACGCACGGACAGGCAGAGGAUGAGACGUUGAGAUCAUGAGACCUCGCAGUCCGAAUGCUGGUCUAGGCAUACGCAUGGGCAGACUUCGUAUGGGCAGACUUCACGAACUGCACCCGGGUCGCGGAGCUCUCAUUAACGCCUUUCCAUUCAUGCAUUGUGGUGAUGAUGCGUCCAGGCUUGACGCUUCUCGUCACUUGAAAGUUUUGCGUGAUAAGCAAUCACUCAGUGUACAACAGACGAUCAGAAUAUCACGGCUCAGGUAUCGAC